ACGCCCUUCAUUAGUUGAGUUUGUCGGCCGGCUGCGGACGCUACUGAGAGGAUUACUACGUGCUUGUGUUGUGUUGUUUUUUUUUUUUUUUGAUUUUUUUUUUUUAUUCCCAAUUUUUUUAUAUUAUUUUACACCAGUGACGAUGCUCUAAGAGCAGUUGUUAAUUAAGCGAACGGCUACGCCCGCAAUAAUAUUACUGAAUAAUAUAUAUUAAUCGGUGAAGAAGAAAUACUGUUCGUGUGCGAUCUCGAGAUUAAAUACGGUGUAGCAUUUUAUCGUCCGCGGUUCGGCACCAAGGUAUAACAAACUAUAUAGAAGUGGCUGGCUGUCAUGACGACAGAUAUCUCUGUGGUCCGGUGGGAUCCGGCCAUACAACAAGAUGGAACUGGUAUUGUCGAAGACUAUGAAUAUGAUGGUGGAAACUCGUCAUCCAGACUAUUUGAAAGAUCCAGAAUUAAGGCUUUAGCUGACGAAAGAGAAAGUGUCCAGAAAAAAACAUUUCAAAAAUGGGUGAAUUCCCACCUAGUUCGUGUACAUUCUCGAAUCGGAGAUUUAUACAUAGAUCUCAGAGAUGGCAAAAUGCUUAUAAAACUUUUGGAAGUUCUUUCUGGAGAACGAUUACCAAAACCUACUAAAGGAAAAAUGAGGAUACAUUGUUUAGAAAAUGUAGAUAAAGCUCUGCAGUUUUUGAAAGAUCAAAGAGUACAUUUGGAAAAUAUGGGAUCCCAUGAUAUUGUUGAUGGAAAUCCAAGACUUUCAUUAGGUCUCAUAUGGACUAUCAUUCUUAGAUUCCAAAUUCAAGAUAUUACUAUUGAAGAAACUGACAACAAAGAAACAAAAUCUGCAAAGGAUGCUUUGCUUUUAUGGUGCCAGAUGAAAACAGCUGGAUAUCACAAUGUUAAUGUUCGUAACUUUACUACUUCCUGGCGAGAUGGUCUUGCGUUCAAUGCAAUCAUCCACAAACAUCGUCCUGACCUUGUGCAAUUUGAAAAACUUAACAAAUCUAAUGCCAUGUAUAACUUAAAUAAUGCUUUUAAUACUGCUGAAGACAAAUUAGGAAUUGUAAAAUUAUUGGAUGCUGAAGACGUAUUUGUUGAACAACCAGAUGAAAAAUCUAUUAUUACAUAUGUUGUAACAUAUUAUCAUUACUUCAGUAAAAUGAAACAAGAAACAGUUCAAGGAAAGAGAAUUGGACGUGUUGUAGGUAUAGCUAUGGAAAAUGAACGUACAGCUCUUGAAUAUGAACGUUUAACUAGUGACUUAUUACAAUGGAUUAAGCAGACAAAAGAAUCAUUAGCUGAGAGAAAAUUCUUAAAUUCCUUAAAUGGUGUCCAACAGCAACUACAACAAUUUAAUAACUAUAGAACUGUUGAAAAACCUCCAAAAUUCGUUGAAAAAGGAAAUUUGGAAGUGUUACUUUUUACAUUACAAUCUAAAAUGAGAGCUAAUAAUCAAAAGCCAUAUACUCCCAAAGAAGGAAAAAUGAUUUCUGAUAUUAACAAAGCUUGGGAACAAUUAGAAAAAGCUGAACAUGAAAGAGAGUUAGCAUUAAGAGAAGAAAUCAUAAGACAAGAAAAACUUGAACAGCUAGCUCAAAGAUUUAACAGAAAAGCAAGCAUGCGAGAAACAUGGUUAAGUGAAAAUCAACGUCUUGUUUCUCAAGAUAAUUUUGGUCUGGAUUUAGCUGCUGUAGAAGCAGCAGCAAAAAAACACGAAGCUAUCGAAACAGAUAUAUUUGCAUAUGAAGAACGAGUAGAAGCUGUUGUUACUGUUGCACAAGAACUUGAAACAGAGGACUAUCACGAUAUUGUCCGUAUAAAUGCAAGAAAAGACAAUGUUCUUCGUUUAUGGAACUAUUUACUAGAGCUCUUAAAAGCUCGUCGUCACCGUUUGGAAUUAUCAUUACAAUUACAACAAAACUUCCAAGAAAUGCUGUAUAUAUUGGAUUCAACAGAAGAAUUGAAAAUGAGACUUCUGUCUGAUGAUUAUGGAAAACAUUUAAUGGGAGUUGAAGAUCUUCUUCAAAAACAUAGUCUUGUAGAAGCAGACAUUAAUGCUUUAGGUGAAAGAGUAAAAAGUGUAGUGCAACACUCGCAUAAAUUCUUGGAUGAAGAAAACACAGAAGGCUAUAGACCAUGUGAUCCAGCUGUUAUUAUUGAAAGAGUUCAGGAACUUGAAGAUGCUUAUAGUGAAUUGAUCAAAUUGACUGUUGAAAGAAGAGCUCGCCUUGAAGAGAGUAGGAAAUUAUGGCAAUUUUAUUGGGAUAUGGCAGAUGAAGAAAACUGGAUUAAGGAGAAGGAACAAAUUGUUUCUGCUGGAGAUAUUGGUCAUGACUUGACCACUAUUAAUUUAUUGCUUUCUAAACAUAAAGCACUUGAAAAUGAUAUACAGAGUCAUGAAAGUCAAUUACUUGAAGUAGUCCAAGUUGGAGAAGAUUUGAUAAACAGCAACCAUUUUGGCGCCGAUCGUAUACAGGAACGAGUAUCUAGUACACAUUCUAUGUGGGAACAUUUAAUCUCAUUGGCCAAACAAAGACGCAAACGUUUAGAAAACGCAGUUGAUUAUCAUCAAUGGUUUGCUGAUGCUGAUGAUGUAGAUAUAUGGAUGUUAGAUACAUUGAGACUUGUAUCAUCUGAAGAUGUUGGUCGUGAUGAAGCUAAUGUUCAGUCAUUGUUAAAGAAACACAAAGAGGUAAGUGAAGAAUUACAAUCUUAUUCACAAACCGUAGAAGCUUUACGGUCUCAAGCCAAUCAAUUAAGUGCUGAACCUGGUGCGCCGACAAGUGGACCUGAAGUAAAUGAGAGAAUGUCAUCUAUUGACAAGCGUUAUAAAGAAUUGGUUGAACUGGCCAAACUUCGUCAUCAAAGACUUUUGGAUGCUCUUUCUUUAUAUAAACUCUUCAGUGAAGCUGAUGCUGUGCAACAAUGGAUUGGAGAAAAGAACCGUAUGUUGGAAACUAUGAGCCCUGGUAAAGAUAUAGAAGAUGUUGAAAUAAUGAAACAUCGAUAUGAUGGUUUUGACAAAGAAAUGAAUUCCAAUGCAUCACGUGUUGCCGUUGUUAAUCAAUUGGCACGACAAUUACUUCACGUUGAACAUCCAAACUCAGAUGAAAUUGUUAACAGACAAAACAAUUUGAAUCACGAAUGGGCUGAUCUACGGGAUAAGGCUGAAAGCAAACGUGACCAACUUAAUUCUGCUCAUGGUGUACAGACUUUCCAUAUUGAAUGUAGAGAAACUAUUUCAUGGAUUGAAGAUAAAAAGAGAAUUUUACAGUCUACAGACAGUCUAGAAAUGGAUCUUACUGGAAUAAUGACAUUACAGCGUCGUUUAUCUGGCAUGGAAAGGGAUUUAGCUGCUAUUCAAGCUAAAUUAGACUCAUUAGAAUCUGAAGCAAAAUUGAAUGAAAAAGAACAUCCUGAAGAAGCUGCCGUAAUUCGAGAAAGAAUUGAAACUAUUCAAAAAGAUUGGGAAGAAUUAACACAAAUGUUGAAAGAACGUGAUUCUAAACUGGAAGAAGCUGGUGACCUUCAUCGUUUCUUACGUGAUUUAGAUCAUUUCCAAGCAUGGUUGACUAAAACUCAAACUGAUGUUGCUUCAGAAGAUAUUCCAUCAUCACUAUCAGAUGCUGAGAAACUACUUUCCCAACAUCAAGCUAUUCGUGAAGAAAUUGAUAACUAUACCACAGAUUAUACUCAAAUGAUGGAAUAUGGAGAGAAAGUUACUGCUGAGCCUGGAACACAAGAUGAUCCUCAAUACAUGUUCUUGAGAGAGCGACUCAAAGCUUUGCGUGAUGGAUGGCAAGAGUUACACAAAAUGUGGGAAAAUAGACAACAACUUCUUUCUAAGUCGCUUAAUCUACAAAUGUUUAAUCGCGAUGCUCGUCAAGCUGAAGUAUUACUUUCUCAACAAGAACAUGCUCUAUCUAAAGUUGAAGUACCAUCUAAUCUGGAACAUGCUGAAAAUCUUAUAAAACGUCAUGAAGCUUUCUUAACCACAAUGGAAGCUAAUGAAGACAAAAUUAAUGCUGUCACUCAAUUUGCAAAUAAACUUGUUGAUGAAGACCAUUUCGAAGCUGAUAAAAUUAAAAAGAAAGCAUCAUCCAUACAAGAACGACGUGAAGCCAACCGUGAUAAAGCUCAAGAACUUAUGGAUCAACUUAGAGAUCAAUUACAACUUCAUCAAUUCCUACAAGAUUCAGAUGAACUCCAACAAUGGAUUCAAGGGAAGAAGUUUACAGCUCAAGAUGAAACUUACAGAAGUGCAAAGACCGUACACAGCAAAUGGACACGUCAUCAAGCAUUUGAAGCUGAAAUUGCAUCCAAUAAAGACAGAUUAGAUAGAGUAAAACAAUCAGGAGAAGAGUUAAUGAAAGAGAAACCUGAAUUAGCUCAAAUCAUUCAACCAAAGAUAUCUGAAAUGAUGGGUCAAUUUGAUGAUCUUGAAAAGACUACAAAAGAAAAGGGUGAACGGUUGUUUGAUACUAAUAGAGAAGUACUCAUUCAUCAGACUUGCGAAGACAUUAAUUCAUGGAUGGAUGAUCUAGAAAAACAAAUUGAAGCUGCUGACACUGGAUCUGAUUUGGCAUCAGUCAAUAUUCUUAUGCAGAAACAACAAAUGAUUGAAACACAAAUGGCUGUAAAAGCAAAACAAGUUGUUGAAUUGGAAACACAAGCUGAGCACUUAAAAAAAACUGUCCCAGAAAAGGUUGAAACAAUUAUUCCUAAGAAAACUAAAGUGGAAGAAAGAUUUGAACAACUUAAAGAACCAUUGAAAGUUAGACAAAGACAGUUGGAAAAAAAGAAAGAAGCAUUCCAAUUCAGAAGAGAUGUUGAAGAUGAGAAACUUUGGAUCACUGAAAAAACUCCAUUGGCUACAUCUACAGAAUAUGGAAAUAGUUUAUUCAAUGUCAACAUGUUACAAAAAAAAAAUCAAUCUUUGGGUAAUGAAAUUGACAACCACGAACAUCGCAUUAAUCUUGUCUGCAGCAAUGGUCAAAAGCUAAUUGAUGAAGGGCAUGAAGAUGCUUCACAGUUCACAGAUCUCAUACACGAUCUAACUCAACGCUGGCAACAACUGCAACAAUCUGUUGAACAUCGCAGGAAAAUGUUACUUCAAUCUGAAAAAGCUCAACAAUACUUCUUCGAUGCCAGCGAAGCAGAAAGUUGGAUGGGUGAACAAGAAUUAUACAUGAUGGUGGAAGAACGUGGAAAAGAUGAAAUCUCAGCUCAAAACUUGAAAAAGAAGCACGAAUCUUUAGAAUUGGCUGUUGAUAACUAUGCAGACACAAUUAGACAGUUGGGCGAAACUGCUCGCCAACUUACAAGUGAAAUGCAUCCUGAAAGUGACCAAAUAGCUGUAAAACAGUCUCAAGUUGACAAAUUAUAUGCUGGUCUAAAGGAUUUAGCUGGAGAGCGUCGAGCAAAAUUAGAUGAAGCUUUGAAAUUGUUCAUGUUGCACCGUGAAGUAGAUGAUUUAGAACAAUGGAUUGCGGAACGUGAAAUUGUUGCCGGUUCACAUGAACUUGGUCAAGACUAUGAUCAUGUAACUUUAUUAUGGGAGAGGUUUAAAGAGUUUGCUCGUGAUACUGAAGCAACCGGUAGUGAACGUGUUGCUACUGUCAACGGUAUUGCUGAUCAACUUAUUAACAUUGGCCAUAGUGAUUCAGCUACUAUUGCUGAAUGGAAAGAUAGUCUAAAUGAACAAUGGCAAGAUUUACUUGAACUUAUUGAAACUAGAACUCAAAUGUUGGUUGCUUCACGAGAGUUACAUAAAUUCUUCCAUGAUUGCAAAGAUAUGGUUAGUCGUAUUGCGGAAAAAAGCCAUGAAAUGUCUGAAGAUCUUGGUCGUGACGCUGGCUCUGUCCAUACAUUACAACGUAAACACCAAAGUUUCUUACAAGAUCUACAUACUCUUAGCUCUCAGGUUCAAGCAAUCAGUGAGGAUUCUGCUCGAUUACAAACAUCCUAUGCUGGAGACAAAGCAAAAGAAAUCACUGGAAGAGAAGCAGAAGUUGUGAGUGCUUGGGCUGCUUUACAAUCAGAAUGUGAACUACGUAAACAAAAAUUAGCUGACACCGGAGAUUUACAUAAGUUCUUCAAUAUGGUUAGAACACUAACUUUAUGGAUGGAUGACGUAGUUAGGCAGAUGAAUACAUCAGAAAAACCAAGAGAUGUUAGUGGUGUAGAACUAUUAAUGAAUAAUCACCAAAGCUUAAAAGCAGAAAUUGAUACCAGAGAAGAUAAUUUCACGGCUUGCAUUUCCUUAGGCAAAGAAUUACUUUCAAGAAACCAUUAUGCUUCUAAUGAAAUCAAAGAUAAACUAUUGCUUUUGAACUCUCAGAGAAGCUCAUUACUUAAUAGGUGGGAAGAGCGAUGGGAAAAUCUUCAACUAAUUUUGGAAGUAUAUCAAUUUGCCAGAGAUGCUGCAGUUGCUGAAGCAUGGUUAUUGGCUCAAGAACCAUAUAUCAUGAGCCUGGAAUUAGGAAUGACUAUUGAUCAAGUAGAAAAUUUGAUCAAGAAACAUGAAGCAUUUGAAAAAUCAGCCAUUGCACAGGAAGAAAGAUUCUGUGCAUUAGAACGUUUAACCACCUUUGAAUUGAAAGAAAUUCAACGUAGAAAAGCAGAAGAAGAACGAAAACGCCAAGAAGAGCUAGCUAAACAGGCAGCUCAAGCUGAAGCUGAAGCAGCAGAAAAGUCUGCAGCGGAAGAAGCAUCAAAAGUAGAUGGAAAACAGACUAAAGAUGGGGAAGGUCGUCCUGUGCAUGACAGCUCUGCAUCAAGUAGGAAGAGCAUUGCCAGUCCCGCUGCACCUGCAGGGGUCGCUAGAUCUGCAUCUACCUUGCCCUCAACUUCGCGAAGCCAAUUAGUCAAAGACCGCAACAAGGACAGGUCACGCUCAAAGUCACCAUUCCGCAGUUUCCGGUGGAAAAAGUCACCACAAAAGAGCCCGUUGUCAGCUGUGUCAGCUAGCGACGACGAGGCUACCGUUGAACCUACUUCAGAUCAAUCAGCCACUGAAGCUGAUGGUGAAAUUCUAGAAGGUAUACUCAACAGGAAACACGAAUGGGAAUCUACCACGAAAAAAGCGUCCAACAGGUCGUGGGACAAGGUGUUCGUGUGCGUGGUCGGCACGAACUUGGCGUUCUACAAGGACGCGAAAGCGGCAAAAACGUCGCCGGACACGUACUUCAAGGGCGAGGCGCCGAUCGAUCUGCGCGGCGGCUCGGCCGAGGUGGCCACCGACUACACCAAGAAGAAGUUCGUGCUGCGCGUGAAGCUGGCCAGCGGCGCCGAGUUCCUGUUCCAGGCGCGCAACGACGCCGAGAUGCACCAAUGGGUGAACACGCUGAAGGCGGUGUGCGAGCAAGACGCGGCGGGCACGCAGUCGCGGUCGCAGACGCUUCCGGCCGUGGGCGACAAACGCGGCGACGAGCCCAAACGCCGUAGCUUCUUCACGCUAAAAAAGGUGUGAGCCCCGAACCGUAAACGUUGACGGCCACCACUCGACGACAAAAACAAACAGCACACGUUUAAAAAAAAAAAAAAAAAAAAAAAA
Molecule: messenger RNA, 7554 nt
Organism: Sipha flava (yellow sugarcane aphid)
Lineage: Eukaryota; Metazoa; Arthropoda; Insecta; Hemiptera; Aphididae
Gene: beta-Spec
Product: spectrin beta chain
Exons: 30
Coding region: 331-7470 (2379 amino acids)
Biological process (GO): neuron development; actin cytoskeleton organization
Cellular component (GO): plasma membrane; cell projection; cell junction
Molecular function (GO): structural constituent of cytoskeleton; actin filament binding; phospholipid binding
Source: RefSeq, a predicted model, not a curated record